AUGAAGGCAUAUUUGGCUCUGAUGAAACUAAGGAUGAGAGAACAGACACGGGCCGUCCGUUAUAAAACGGAGCGCGGCGUUCGCGAGCGCGUACAAUUGACACAAAACGGAGCGGGAAAAUGGUCACGCUCACGAGUGCGCGCGUGGGUGGAGGCGGAAAAGUUGCGCGGGGGUCAUCGCGUGAACUUUAGACAGCGGUCCGCUCGGCGUCCGACGCAGUACUGCCGCGGCCCGGGCAUGCGGCACCCCGGACGCGCCGCACCGCGCCCGUCGCCGGCAGCUUUCAACCCG
Messenger RNA from Iphiclides podalirius (scarce swallowtail), 291 nucleotides. NCBI's taxonomy places the organism in Eukaryota, Metazoa, Arthropoda, Insecta, Lepidoptera, Papilionidae. The record is from the annotation of a GenBank genome assembly.